Lycium barbarum (goji berry) is the source of this 573-nucleotide messenger RNA. RefSeq lists its product as uncharacterized. The record is from RefSeq and is a predicted model, not a curated record. NCBI's taxonomy places the organism in Eukaryota, Viridiplantae, Streptophyta, Magnoliopsida, Solanales, Solanaceae. The transcript has 3 exons. Bases 1 to 573 code for a protein of 190 amino acids.
AUGAUGCUAGAGGGACUAGUAGAAGAGUUGGAAGAGUUAGAAGAUAAGAAGAAGCCGAAUAUGGACGAAACAGAGGUGACCAAUCUCGGUGACGAAGAGGAUGUCAGGGAGACACGAAUCAGUGCUCAUUUGAGAUCUCCACCGAAAGAAGAGCUCAUAACUCUGUUGAAGGAAUAUAGAUUAUGCGGGAGAUUCAAUAGUAUCAACUUCAAACAUACUUCAAGGGCUCAAAAUGAGUUCGUAGACGCAUUGGCUACAAUAGCAUCUAUGAUCCAGCACCCCGAGAGUACUUGCAUUGAUCCGCUAGAGAUCACACUGAGAGAGGAACAGGCUCACUGCACCCAUGUCAAGGCCAAGCCGGAUGGCCAACCAUGGUAUGCUGACAUCAAGGCCCCAGAGAGUUCAGCAAAUCAAAAGAAGACCAUUAGGAGGUUGGCUAAUGGGUUCUUCUUGAACAAAGAAGUAUUGUAUAAAAGGACCCCUGACCUCGGGUUACUCAGUGUAUCGGAAUCCAUCAUCACAGACAAUGGUGCCAAUCUGAACAUCCAUUUGAUGAAGGAUAUCUACGACUAA